AUGUCCAAUCAAAUGGAGUUUAUUAUGCAGCUCUACAUGAUGAACUUGCUGCAGCAGCAGCAGCAGCAGUUGCAGCAGCAACAGCAACAGCAGUCGCUUGCUGGAUACACUUACACACAAAACGAGGAUAUCUCCAGCAGCACUUGCCUGCAGCAGCAACAUCAGCAGCAACAUCAGCAGCAGCAACAGCAGCAGCAGCAGCAAGACGAGCAUCCGCAGCCAGAAAUCGUCAAGACAAGAACGCACAAACGAAUUAGCUCGCAAAACUCCAACAGUAGUAGUAGCCGUAGUUGUAGUCCCAAUAGUAAUUUGAUUGCUUUACAACAACAACAAAUACAUUAUACUGCAGCCACGCCCCCAACACCUAACACCCACAACAACAAUCUAGUUGGCCAAAUGUUGCUGAACACACUGCCGCCACUCACCCAGUACAUGUUGCAGCAACACCAGCAACAGCAGCAGCAGCAGCAGCAGCAACAUUUGUUGGCAACAUCGAACCUCCUACUAACACCCAAAAAUACGCCCAACAAUUCCAUGUCCUCGAAUGUCCAACAGUUUACCACAAAUAAUUUUCUGCAAUCCUCCACAGUGACAUCCACGCCAAUCGAGAAGCCAGCAACACCAGCAGCAACAUCAGCAUCCUCAGCAGCAGCAGCAGCAGCAGCAGCAGCAGCAGGAUCUGCUGCGGGUGAAGGCAACCUUUCGGCGGUCACAGUCAAGUUUGAGCAGCAUUUCGCCGAUGACGAGGAGAACGACGACAAGCCGCUGUCCAGCAUCAACAGCUGCAGCUCCUCGGGCAUGGCCAGCAACAGCACCAACGCCAGUUCCGAGAAGCUGCUCCUGCUGUCGGGAGUCCAUCCGCUGGAGUCAACCUCCGACAGCGUUGACUCGCCCAGCAUGUACACACCCGUGAAGCAGCCGGCGGACUCAUCGUACAACAUCAUCACGCCCGUCGAAAGCGAACUGACCCCCAUAACACCCAACACCCCUGUCCACCAGACCCAGACCACGUCACUACUGACGCCCCCCUCCAGCGAACAGAGCAAGAGCCUGGUGAGCCUCUCGGCCACUGGGCUGGACGCACUCCUCCAAAGCGAGGAGAGUCUGAAGAAUCUGCGCAAGGUUUCCUCCUAUCUGGAGUGCGAGAACGGACUGUGCCGGCAGGAGAAUCUGCGGGAGCACUUCCACUGCCACGAGGAGCCCUGCCAGGGCAAGAUCCUCAGCAAGAAGGACGACAUCAUCCGGCAUCUGAAGUGGCACAAGAAGCGCAAGGAGAGCCUUAAGCUCGGCUUCGCCCGCUUCUCCUCCGCGGACGACUGCGCUCCGGCCUACGGAGAGGGAUGCGCCUACAACUGGAAGCAGACGCACUACCACUGCGUCUACGAGCACUGCCCGAAGGUGUAUGUGAGCACCAGCGAUGUCCAGAUGCAUGCCAACUUCCACCGCAAGGACUCCGAGAUCGUGAACGAGGGAUUCCGACGGUUUCGGGCGCACGAGAACUGCCGCAUCGAGGAUUGCCCCUUCUUCGGCAAGAAGAUAUCCCACUAUCACUGCUGCCGCGAGGGGUGCAAUCACACGUUCAAAAACAAGGCUGAUAUGGACAAGCACAAGACCUACCAUCUGAAGGACCAUCAGCUGAAGAUGGAUGGCUUCAAGAAAAUCCUGAAGACCGAGGUGUGCCCCUUUGAUGCCUGCAAGUUCUCCACCGUCUGCAAUCACAUCCAUUGCGUCCGCGAGGGCUGCGACUACAUCCUGCACUCCAGCAGCCAGAUGAUCAGUCACAAGCGAAAGCACGACCGCCAGGAUGGCGAGCAGGCCUAUCAGCAGUUUAAAUGCAGGCAGGAGGACGUGGGGGACUCGUCGCUGGAGGCCACUUCCCUGGAGCAGCCCCUAGGCGUGCCCCAGUCCCAAGUGGGCACCGCGUGCAGCAGUAGCAGCAACACCUCCACUCCACUCUCAUCCCUCUCCGCCGAGCACUUUCUGUCCCGCAAACGUGGAAGGCCACCAAAGAAAAUUCAACUGCCGGCUGAUGCACAGGAAUCCGAGGCCAAGCGUGUCAAGGUCGAGAACGAGUCCUCCAAUCCACCUUCCCUGAUACUGCCCCCGUCCCAGCCCAUUACCUCAGCCCACCCGAUGGCCAAUGGACUCUUCCCUGGUCUGCUGCCCGCCGCGGCUGCUCCUGCAGCGGAUCCCACUGCCCCCAGCAACUUCCAGCUGACCCAUCUGAUGGCCCUCUUCCAGCUGCAGAACCCGCUCUUCUACCAGAACCUCUAUCCGGGAGUGACCCAGCAGAACCCGAGCGUCCUGGGGAACCUGGCAGCGCUCAGUGCCGCUUCAGCAGCAGCGGCGGCGGCAGCGGCGGCGAAUGGUGUCCAGCAGCCGAAGGCGGAGUUUAGCUUUAAGCCAGAGUUCAAGGAGUAGAAAGGAUGUCUGUCCCCAGGGUAGUUUGUAAUUAGCAAGAUGGACAGACGGACUACACACGAAGCCUCUUUAGCUGAUGGG
Drosophila serrata is the source of this 2502-nucleotide messenger RNA. It is a transcript of the gene cas, whose product is annotated as castor zinc finger transcription factor. Gene Ontology annotation, cellular component: nucleus. Gene Ontology annotation, biological process: positive regulation of transcription by RNA polymerase II; regulation of neuron differentiation. The record is from RefSeq and is a predicted model, not a curated record. NCBI's taxonomy places the organism in Eukaryota, Metazoa, Arthropoda, Insecta, Diptera, Drosophilidae. Gene Ontology annotation, molecular function: DNA-binding transcription factor activity, RNA polymerase II-specific; RNA polymerase II transcription regulatory region sequence-specific DNA binding.